This is a messenger RNA of Podospora anserina S mat+, 1530 nucleotides long. RefSeq lists its product as uncharacterized. The record is from RefSeq and is a predicted model, not a curated record. The transcript has 2 exons. NCBI's taxonomy places the organism in Eukaryota, Fungi, Ascomycota, Sordariomycetes, Sordariales, Podosporaceae. Gene Ontology annotation, cellular component: mitochondrion. Bases 1 to 1530 code for a protein of 509 amino acids. Gene Ontology annotation, biological process: GABA catabolic process. Gene Ontology annotation, molecular function: pyridoxal phosphate binding.
AUGAUGGCAUCCAGAGCCCUGAGGGGGCGCAGCUCUCUUCUGCGGUCUGUUCCGUCUUCCGCUACCAGAGCUGCUGUUCCUCUCGAGGCCCGUCGCCGGUUCUCUUGCUCUACCCGCAAGAUGUCCUCUUUCUACUCAUCAUGGGAGCCUGAGGGUCCCUCGGUCAAGACUGAGAUCCCCGGCCCCAAGGCCAAAGCCGAGAUUGCCGAGCUCAACGAGGUGUUUGACACCCGCAGCUUGAACAUGCUGACGGACUACUACAAGAGCGCGGGUAACUACAUUGCCGACCCAGAUGGAAACAUCUUGCUGGAUGUCUACGCUCAAAUCGCCUCCAUCCCCGUAGGCUACAACAACCCGUCCCUCAUCAAAGCAGCCCAAUCCCCCCAAAUGAUCCAAGGCCUCAUCAACCGCCCCGCCCUAGGCAACUUCCCCCCUCACGACUGGGCCGACGUGCUCAAAGCAGGCAUCUUGAAAGUAGCCCCCAAAGGCCUCAACCAAGUCUUCACCGCCAUGGCAGGCUCCGACGCAAACGAGACCGCCUACAAGGCAGCGUUCAUGUACCGCCGCCAGCAAGAGCGCGGCGGCGCCCACGUCGAGUUCACAGAGGAGGAGAUCUCUUCCGCCAUGCUGAACCAAUCCCCCGGCGCCUCGCAGAACCUCUCCAUCUUGUCCUUCAAGACCGGUUUCCACGGCAGAUUGUUUGGGUCCCUCUCCACAACGAGAUCAAAACCAAUCCACAAGCUCGACAUCCCCGCCUUUGACUGGCCGCAGGCGACGUUUCCCAAGUUGAAGUACCCGCUUGAUCAGCACGUCAAGGAGAAUGAGGCGGCGGAGAAGGCCGCGCUGGAGGAGGUGGAGCACCUGAUCAAGAACUACCACGUCCCCCCUUGCGCGGUGGUGGUUGAACCGAUCCAGUCUGAAGGAGGGGAUAACCACGCCUCGCCUGCGUUUUUCCGCGGUUUGAGGGAGAUUACCAAGAGAAACAAUGUUUUGCUGAUUGUGGACGAAGUCCAGACUGGCGUGGGAGCAACGGGCAAGUUUUGGGCGCACGAACACUGGGAUUUGCCGACGCCUCCGGAUAUGGUUACCUUUAGCAAGAAGGCGCAGACGGCGGGGUAUUACUUUGGGAAUCCGGAGCUGAGGCCGAACAAGCCGUAUAGGCAGUUUAAUACUUGGAUGGGGGAUCCGGCGAGGGCGUUGCUUUUCAAGGGGAUCAUUGAGGAGAUUGAAAAGUUUGGGCUGGUGGAGCGGACGGCAAAGGUGGGGGAGUAUCUUUAUGGGAAGCUGGAGUGGUUGGGGGAGAAGUAUCCGGGGCAGGUGGAGAAUCUGAGGGGAAAGGGGAUGGGGACGUUUAUUGCGUUUGAUAGCCCGAAGAGGGAUGAGUUUUUGAAGAGGGCGAAGGGGGAGGGGGUGAAUAUUGGGGGGAGCGGGGAGCGGGCGGUGAGGUUGAGGCCGAUGUUGGUGUUUGAGGAGAAGCAUGCUGAUCAGUUGGUUGAGGCGCUGGAGAGGGUGAUUAAGAGUCUGCAGUAG